Ectocarpus siliculosus is the source of this 4241-nucleotide messenger RNA. Lineage: Eukaryota; Phaeophyceae; Ectocarpales; Ectocarpaceae. The record is from the annotation of a GenBank genome assembly.
AUGUUUGUGAGUGAACACAAAGCCGUUCCAAAGAGAUGGAAGGCGCCGGUACCCACCGUGACCGUGACGAUGGCGCGUGUGAAGAAAUGUCGACGUCGCACGAGUGCACGAGGUUUCGCGGGGACAGGCCCCGCCUUCGAGGUCCGCCCGAACGACGAUGAUGGAGCCACUCCUGCCCCUCAGCGAGAGUGGACGCCGCCGCCUACAGUCCAGCAAACGUGGGCUCCCGUGGCGCCGUGGACGGCGUCGCCCGGCGCGACCCCCGCUCCUCAGCGAGUCUGGACCGCGUCGCCUGGCGCUACGUUCGCCCCCGUUGAGCCUUGGACCGCUUCCCCCGGCGCAACCUUUGCCCCGGCCGCUCCUUGGACCGCCUCACCCGGCGCAACCCCCGCUCCUGCACGAGUCUGGACGGCGUCGCCCGGCGCGACGUUCGCCCCUGUGGCUCCUUGGACCGCCUCCCCCGGAGCCACAUGGGCCCCGGCAGCACCUUGGACGGCGUCACCGGGGGCCACGUGGGCUCCCGCGGCGCAGUGGACGGCCUCCCCGGGGGCCACGUGGGCCCCCGCGGCGCAGUGGACGGGUCCCCCGACGAUCGCGCUGCUGGACCUUGUGGCGACGACAAGGGCGGCGAACACGGCGGGAGAGUACGAGGGGCAGUUCGACACCGUGCUGGCCGGCCUCGAGUACGCGGGGCUCACCUCGCUGCUGGAAGGGGAGGCGCUCAUGACGGUCUUCCUGCCCACCGACGACGCCUUCGAGGCGGAGGGCAUCACCGACACCUCCAUCACCACUCUGCCGCAGCCGGCGGUGCAGAACCUCUUCCUCUACCACCUUCUGGAAGGAGCCGCGUCCUCGGAGGUGAUGGCUAACGCCACCGACUUCUACACGGUGCUCAAGGUGAACCUGGGGGUAAACGGAGACACUCUCACGGACGGCGAGGGCAACACCAGGUCCCUGGUCGGCGAAGAGCUCAGGGCCAGCAACGGCUACGCCCACCCCGUGGACGGUGUCCUCUUCCCGCCCGACCUCCUCACGCUGGCGACCAACGUUAACGCGGAGGGGGGUUCCUUCGAGGGAGUGUUCGACAUCUUCCUGGCCGGGGUGGCGAGGACCGGGCUCGGCGGGACGCUCAGCGGCGUCAACGGGCUCUACACGGUGUUCGCCCCGGGAGACUUCGCCUUCGAGUCCAUCGGCAUCACGAACGAAACCGUCCUCACCUUCGACGAGGAAGUUCUCGAGACGGUGCUGCGGUACCACAUCGUCACCAACGAGGCCGCGGACAACGCCACUCUGCGGGGCCCCCUCCGCGAGUUCGACACCCUGCUGUCGGGCAGCACGCUGCGGAACUCCCUCGACGGCGGCAUCCUCGACGACACCCAGAUGAAGGCCAGCCUGCUGGCCGCCGACCUCCAGGCCGUGAACGGGUACAUGCACGCCAUAGACAUCGUGCUGGAGCCGUACCCGCUCUUCACGCAGUCGCCGACGGCCGCCCCGACCGCCGCCCCGACCUACCUGGUGAUCGUGGACAUGCUCGUCGCGGAGAACGCCGACCCGUUCAGCCCGUACUUCGGGCAGUUCGACACGAUGAUCGCGGCUCUGGCCGCUUCGUCGGGGCUGGACAUGGAGCUCUCCGCACCAGGACCCUUCACGCUUUUCGCGCCCACGAACGCGGCCUUCCUGCAUGCCGGCAUCGGCCCCGAGAAUGUGGAGGACAUCCCGCCCUCCAUCCUCGAGAACCUGCUUCUCUACCACACUCUUGACGGCGGCGUCAUGCGGUCGGCGAUCGCCAGCGACGACUCCCUCUUCACCGCCCUCGGGGUAGACCUGGCCACCUCGGGGGCGACGCUGAUCGACUCCGAGGGAAACGCGAUCGCCAUAACCGAGGCGGACGUCAAGUGCUCGAACGGUUACCUGCACUACGUCGACGGCGUGCUGAUGCCCCCGGACCUCAUGUCCUCGCUCGAGACGUACAACGAGCCCGGGGGCUCGUACGAGGGGGUGUUCGACACCUUCUUGACGGCCAUUAACCUCACCGACGUGUCCGGGGACUACAAGGGCUUGAACGGGCCUUACACUGUCUUGGCUCCCACGGACAGCGCGUUCCUAGAGCUGCGGCUCGACCCCUCCAACAUCAACCUGGCCAACCGGACCGCUCUCGAGGAGCUCCUCCGGUACCACAUGGUGGACGGGGAGGUGGGGACCAACUCCAUGGACGACGUCGGAAUGCUGCGCACCCUUAGUGGCGGGGGCUCCCUCUCGGUCGUCGGCGGGGGUACCCUCAUCGAGGACGCGGAGGGGGGCGACGCCUCCAUCCUCGUGGGAAACCUUCCCUCGAGCAACGGCAUGGUGCACGCGAUCGACGCGGUGCUGAUGCCGUUCCCGGAGACGCAGCUGACGGGGGAGAUGUUCCCGUCCGGGGAGGCCGAGACCUCCAGCGACAACGUUCAGGUGGCCGCGCUUUCCGCGGGCAUCGCCGCCGCGGUGAUCCUCGUCCUUGCCGCCAUCGCCGUGCACAAGCGGAGGCAGGCGGACGCGGCCAAGCCGCCGCAGGUCGCCCCGGACGAGGACGGCUGGGCGGGCGGGGGUGGAAACAUGCGCGGGGCCCCCAUCCACCCCGCUUAGAGCAGGAGGGAGCUUGAGAGCAUGUGACGGCGGGAGAGGAGGACUACUUAUUCUGUCGUUGGACAAGACCCUUGCGUUAUGUCCGUUUCGUUGUUGAGUGUGCGUUGUUUUCGUUCGUUUUGUGUGUCGUGUACCCGGCGUCGUGUUCAUGCGUGUGUGUCAGGGGUGUGUGUGGCGAUGGUUCUCUUGGUCUGGAGAACCUUUUUUUGUCCGAAACGUAGAGAAGAGCGUAAGAAGAUUGUUUGCGUGAUCUCUGUCAACACUAUACACUAUUAUUGACGGUUGACGGUAUGCAUCCCCUUUGUUUCGAAAUUUUGUUCGCCGCCACCCGUCGUGUAGUCUCGUCCAUUGUAUUCUAGCCUUGAAAGAAGGAAUUUCAGCGUGUACAUGCACGCGUCAUCACCGUACGAGGGUGUUCUAAGCGAAAAGCAGGAGAACAACUAAAAGUAGAGGUUGUGGUAUGAUGGUGAAAGAAUGAGUAAUUUGUUGGUAAUUUUUUGCCUUUCUGUGGUGCAUGUGGCACGAAAUCCCAGAACCAUGAAGCAAACGGCCAUGCCAGGAUAGUCGCUGAGGGGUUGGGGAGACUGUUUGGCUGUCCUUUGUUCUGUUCUCGUAGCACGUGUGCCUUGUGCAUGUGAUUGGGUGGCGUAUAUUUUAUACAUGUGUGUCUUGCUUACCAUUAGACUGUAGCGCGUCUUUGGACGCAACCGCAGCAUCUAUCGCCGAUCCGAUGCCGCACCCAAGCAAGCAAACGAGGGCAGAGUAGACCGGACAGACUUGGAAUGGUCAACGGGAGAGUUUUUUCAGCUUUCCGGGGGGAAAGGGGGCCGGGAUGUGUUAUUUUGGCUGCUGGCCACCACACGAACUCACGAUCAGACUGUCUGUACGAUGAUAUGUAGCAGCUGCCUCUCACUGCCUGUUUGUGGGGUAGAGUAAUUUGCAUAUUUUGUCGUUGACGAGCUGUGUUGAUUCAGGUAUAAAAUAGGCGGCUGCUUUUCCCCCUGAAACCGCCUUUCGUCUUUUGACGAUGUGAUGCAGUGCCUUGCCGUGCCGUUUCGGCUUCGAUCGAUUUGUGGUGCCCUCUCCAUGUCGAAACGAUAGCAGCAGCAGCAGCAGCAGCAUGCAGCGUCGUACCCAAUCUUCGUGGGAAAGGAGAGGGAGUGUAGAGGUACAGUAGUAGUCUAGUAGUAGGUGUGUCCAACGACGACGCAAUCAGUCGGCGAUUCAACGCACGGCCUGGGUGUGCGUGUGAUGCCACGGUAGAGGGUCUGCGUUCAUGUAAUACAUACACACGAGGCUGCGCGCUAAUGAGCUCUCUCGCUCUCCUCCAGCUGCUGUGGGUAUCCUGGAUCGGUCGCUGUUGGAAGGGGCGCGGCGGUUGGAAGAAUAGUGAAAUUAGCCUGUGCUUGUUACUUUCUUUAUAUACAUGCUGCCGCGCGAGUAAAUCGGCGGCAGGCAGGUGUCGUCGGCCUAGAGGUGCUACGCGAUCGACCAGAGUCCCUCAGGUGUAAUGUUCAGACUAGUAUAAAUGUUAUGUGGCCCCGGGUCGAGCGCGCUAUGAUCAUCCCGGCUCCUUUUUGCCCCGCGACCCCCGUUGCCCCUCUUUAUUUUGUUGUGAU